Messenger RNA from Meriones unguiculatus (Mongolian gerbil), 2256 nucleotides. RefSeq names its product glucose-dependent insulinotropic receptor. Gene Ontology annotation, cellular component: membrane. Gene Ontology annotation, biological process: adenylate cyclase-activating G protein-coupled receptor signaling pathway; regulation of metabolic process. The transcript is spliced from 2 exons. Lineage: Eukaryota; Metazoa; Chordata; Mammalia; Rodentia; Muridae. The record is from RefSeq and is a predicted model, not a curated record. Gene Ontology annotation, molecular function: phosphatidylcholine binding; G protein-coupled receptor activity. The coding region runs from base 223 to 1227 and encodes 334 amino acids.
AGAAAGCUCGAAAAGCAGGAAGCUGAGGACUGAAAAGGAGAGCAUGAGUAAUCCUUAAUGACACCAGGAACUCAUAGAUGGCAAGCUGCCAGGCUUGUCCUCCAGUAAUAGCCAGAACUGUGCUGUGGCUCUGAACCUACAGUACAUAUAAUCCUGUCCCAUGAGAAUCUGAGUUCACGAUCCAGCAUGCCCUUGUAAGUGGAAGUCCUGGUACCUGAAGCCAUGGAGUCAUCUUUCUCAUUUGGAGUGAUCCUUGCUGUCCUAACCAUCCUCAUCAUUGCUGUUAAUGCACUGGUGGUAGUGGCUAUGCUGCUAUCAAUCUACAAGAACGAUGGUGUUGGUCUUUGCUUCACCUUGAAUCUGGCUGUGGCUGAUACCUUGAUUGGUGUGGCUAUCUCUGGUCUAGUUACAGACCAGCUCUCAAGCUCUACUCAGCACACACAGAAGACCUUGUGUAGCCUUCGGAUGGCAUUUGUCACUUCUUCUGCAGCUGCCUCUGUCCUCACGGUCAUGCUGAUUGCCUUUGACAGAUACCUUGCCAUUAAGCAGCCCCUCCGUUACUUCCAGACCAUGAAUGGGCUUGUGGCUGGGGCAUGCAUUGCAGGACUAUGGUUGGUAUCUUACCUUAUUGGCUUCCUCCCACUCGGAGUCUCCAUAUUCCAGCAGACCACCUACCAUGGGCCCUGUAGCUUCUUUGCCGUGUUUCACCCAAGGUUUGUACUGACCCUCUCCUGUGCUGGUUUCUUCCCAGCUGUACUCCUCUUUGUUUUCUUCUACUGUGACAUGCUCAAGAUUGCCUCUGUGCACAGCCAGCAGAUCCGAAAGAUGGAACAUGCAGGAUCCGUGGCAGGAGCUUACCGCCCCCAACGGCCUGUCAAUGACUUCAAAGCUUUCCGUACAGUGUCUAUUCUCAUUGGGAGCUUCACUCUGUCCUGGUCCCCUUUUCUCAUCACUAGCAUUGUGCAGGUGGCCUGCCACAAGUGUUGUCUUUACCAUGUGCUCGAAAAGUACCUGUGGCUCCUUGGAGUUAGCAACUCCCUGCUCAACCCACUCGUCUAUGCCUAUUGGCAGAGGGAGGUUCGGCAGCAGCUUUACCACAUGGCCCUGGAAGUAAAGAAGAUCUUCACUUCAAUCCUCCUUCUCUUAGCCAGGAAUGGUGGUCAGGAGACACCUGGAGAAAGCUCCUAUCACAUUGUCACAAUCAGCCACCUGGAGCUUGAUGGCUGAGACGUUUCAGGACUCCCCUCAAGAACAUGAAAUCACAUACCCUUCUGCAUAAUGUUUUGAGUGUUUUACAAUUGGUAAAGGUAGGUUGCCUCAACCUGCCAACACUCUUGCAUGACCAUUCAGUCCAUCUCUAGCAGUCAACCAACCAGAAUAGCCCUUCUCCCUAGAUGAAGUGUUAACUGACUCAAAGGAGAAUUGAAGUCAUGAGCUUGAUUUAAUUCUCAGCAAACUGAGACCAAACUGAACAGUGACUACUGAAAUGAAGCAUGAGAGAUCCUCCGAGGACAUGCAAAGAAUAAGAGGAAAUAGGAUAUCACCAACUGUGCAAUAAGAACAGCAAUGUACUCCAGGCCAGACCACAACUCCUCGAUUAUCAUCUGUCAUGCAAAAUUGAGUGAUAACUUCAGUAUCUUCCUUGCCAUCCUUCAAAGACUACUGAGCAGUCUGGAAUCACCUUUUCUAUGAUUUCUCAUUUGUUAUUUCUUUAAUCUUACCAACUCAGAGGUGGUACCUAUAAAUGUUAACUGUCAUUCAUUAAUUGUAUAUCUGUCCACUUGUCUAUCCCACAAACAUUUAAGAGUGAGGUGCUACAAAACUGCAUCUUUGCUGGGAUUUCUUUUUUGGUGUGCACUGAUGUAUGAAAGAUAUUUAACCCUUUCUUCAUAUUAAAAUUAUUUUACUAGUUUUAGAAAUUUUAGAAAAUGAUUCAAGUGCUUAUAAUUACACCCUUCAGAAAUGACCACUUUUAUUCUCCAACUUGUUUUCAACUUUAUAUUAUAUUGUGUGUAUUCCCAUAUAUCACUGUUCUUUUUCAAAAGCGUAAUAUAAUGACUGUGUGUUUUCAACAAAUGAAUUUGUAGUAUUUUUAGUCACUUCCUAUAAUUGUUGUUAAAAUUUAGUACUUAUUGCCAUAUCAGUAUAAAUAACCUAUAUAUGAAUCUGAUGUGCCUCUGUUCAAUUACUUAAGACUUCAGUCUUCAGAGCAGCAUUAUUAAAUCAAGAAGUAUUAAGUCUUGAUAAGAGUAUUUA